Molecule: messenger RNA, 2653 nt
Organism: Cryptomeria japonica (Japanese cedar)
Lineage: Eukaryota; Viridiplantae; Streptophyta; Pinopsida; Cupressales; Cupressaceae
Exons: 2
Coding region: 326-2059 (577 amino acids)
Biological process (GO): regulation of gene expression
Cellular component (GO): peroxisome
Molecular function (GO): RNA nuclease activity
Source: RefSeq, a predicted model, not a curated record
CGCACCCAAAAAUUUAAAUCAGAGAGAAAAGCAUAGAACAGCUUUUUGAAAAUCAUUCCUCGCUGCUUUCAACUUUCAGAAAGCAAAAACUUGCAUACGAAGCCAACUACAGAAAUGUAGAAGUAGAAAAAAAUGAUGAAGGACUAAACUGUUAAUAUAUCAAAUUUGUUGUCCAUAGCAAUGAACUUACAGAGCUGCUUGUAAGGUCGCCAUUGGUGUGGAACAAAUCAUCACUGUAUAUGCUUUAAUAUUAGGAAGAAGGGGCCAAAUUCUGUAACCCAGUUCCCCAUUAAAAGGACCCGGUUUAAGUAUAUUGCAGAGGGUUAUGGAGAAAGUUUCUGUAUGGUGGGACAUGGAUAGUUGCCCAUUGCCAUCCCAGAUGGAUCCCUUUGUAGUAAGUUCAAUGGCGAAAAAAUCGUUUGAAAAUUUUAACAUAGGUGAUGGGAGUGAGAUUGGCCAUCAAUUUAAUGCUUACAAAUACCCAUCUGAAAAGGAGGGUGAUAUUGAGCUUGGUCAGACAAUGGUUAACUCUGGAAUCAACCUGCAACUGAUUCAUCCUGGUAAUAGCAAUGAAAUUGAGAAAAUGAUAAUGGUAGACGUGCUCCUUUGGGCUAUGGAUGUGCCCCAGCCAGGGGAUAUCAUUUUCAUUGUAGGGAAUGUGGAUUUUUCCUACCUGUUUCACAAGCUUCAGGAGAGAUCUUUUAAUGUGUUCUUGGUGUGUGUUUCUGUUGAUCAAAUGCCUUAUGAUAUGUUAACUGCAGCAAACGAUUGCCUGGAAUGGUUAACUUUAUUGGAAUUGUCAGGGCAGAAUGAAGAAAAGUUGCAGUUUUCCAGCAUUCUCCAUGGAUGUCCUGAGCAUCAUCAGGAUUUCUCUAAUACUUACUCUAGCUCUGCAUCUACCGUUAGUAAUAGUACAAAGGAAUGGGAAGACAAUCAGAACAUAUCUAAUUAUAUUACAGAGGAUUCUUUGACUGACCAAUUAUCUUUCAACAAUGAAUGGGAAGACAAUCGGAAUAUGUCUAAUUUUAGUUAUAUUCCAGAGGAUUCUUUCAGUGGCCAAUCAUCUUUCACCAAUGAAUGGGACUUAAGCCCAUUCAGUAUUCCUCCAUUAAAUGAAUCUGCCACAGUGACACGGCAGCAGCCACAGAGUCCCGGCUUUCAGGAGCAUGGUAAUCAAAGCACUGGGAAACCUAUGGAUCCUGCAGAAACCAAACACAGGAAUUGGAAGUCUCCUCCAAUAACUGGGCCUAAGAAAGCUUCAGUGCAUGAAUUCAAGGCAUGGUUUAGCCAAGCUCUCAAUUGUAAAGAAAGAGAGUCUGGGUAUAAUAUUUUAUACAUUUGCAUGGAAUUUGAGAAUGCAACUGGCAAGAUCCUCGAUUUCAACAUAAUGAAUCUGCUACAGCAAUGCAAGGAUAUAGCAGAGGUCAAGGAAGUGAAAAAGGGGCUACAUUUGGCAUUCCCUGUUAAAACAAAUAAACAAAAGCCUUUUAAAACAAGGAAACCAAAUCCUAACCCUAAACCUAAGAUUGGAAAGCCUGAAAAUCCAUCUUCUGGAGUGAAUUGUAAUCCUAAUUUGCAAACUAACAGGAAACGCAAUUCAAAUCCAAAAGCAAAAGCAAAAGCAAAAUCAGAAGCAGAACAAAAAUCAAAGACAAAAGCUUCGGCAGCAGAUUUCCAUGACUUCUUAUUGCAUAUGGUGAACACAGGUGAAUUCUCACAGGGUUUUCCAAUGUCCCAAAUUCAUAAAAGGUUUGAAUCUGUUUCUGGAAAGUGUCUUGAUAUACAGUACCUAGGAUACCAGGAACUGAUUGACCUUAUCAAAGUAUAUGGUAGUCCUGUAGCAGUGGACGAGACAAGGCAAGGACAACUGCGACUAUAUCCCGCAGGUUUUCCCAGGGAAAUAAUUUCCAAUUCCUAUUUCAGUACAAAAAAUGAAGAAUUUCCUGUCAACAAGGUCAAAAAUGUUGCUAACCACGAAGCAAAACUAGAGAUGAACCGCCCUUAUACUGGUGGAGGCUUCCAGUCACCACAGAAUAAGGCUUGGAAGGACAUCUCAUAAAAAAUUAUCUCACCAGAACUCUGAGUUGGCCAUUACUGAAAUUGAAUGGCCAUCCAUGAGUUUAAACACAUUCUCACAAGCCACGGAAGGAUCUAAGUAUCUCUAACAAUGCCUCUCCAGUUUACAGGGUAAGGGGAAUGGCCCUACUAGCAAUGUAGCUGUGGAGCCAUGCUUAAGCCUUUCAAAACAUGAGAGGAAAUAGAAAUGUUUUCGAAUAAGUUGUUAUUCUCAAGAUCUGAGUAUCUCUUAACAAUCUAUUAUGUGCCUAGAGAUAUGAUAUUAUAAUUAUAAUGUAUAUAGGUUAGUGGAAAUGUCCAGGUACACAUCUUUUAGCCUAUUAUGUGGGGCAAUACCUCCUCAUUAUGUUACUGAAAGAGGUCUAUGUAAAGGAGGGAAUAUUAUUGUAAAAGAUGUUAUAAUGUAUAUAGGUUAGUGGAAAUGUCCAGGUACAUAUCUUUUAGCCUAUUAUGUUGGGCAAUACCUCCUCAUUAUGUUACUGAAAGAGGUCUAUGUAAAGGAGGGAAUAUUAUUGUAAAAGAUGUGAAGAGUAUUCUAUUUCUGAAUAUAUUUAUGUAAUGGAAUCUAUUGAAAUGA